Messenger RNA from Lachnellula hyalina, 2097 nucleotides. Its product is annotated as Peroxisomal acyl-coenzyme A oxidase. Gene Ontology annotation, cellular component: peroxisome. Gene Ontology annotation, molecular function: fatty acid binding; FAD binding; acyl-CoA oxidase activity. The transcript has 3 exons. The record is from RefSeq and is a predicted model, not a curated record. NCBI's taxonomy places the organism in Eukaryota, Fungi, Ascomycota, Leotiomycetes, Helotiales, Lachnaceae. Bases 1 to 2097 code for a protein of 698 amino acids. Gene Ontology annotation, biological process: lipid homeostasis; fatty acid beta-oxidation using acyl-CoA oxidase.
AUGUCUCCCACACCACAAUGGGUCAAAGACCUGAAGCCCGCGUCUCCCCAAGGCACUGAACUCCUCGCAGCUGAACGAGAUAAAUCCAAGAUCUCCGUCGAGCAACUCUCCAACUUCCUCUUUACAAAGGAAGUUCUAGAGCGUCAGGAUCGUAUUCUGGAUAUUUUGCAAAAGGAGAAGGUGUUUGAUAAGAGUCAGAACUAUUUCGAUGGCAGGGUUGAUAAGUUCAAGACGGCGCUGGCAAGGGCGAAGAGGUUGAGGCAGUUGCAAGUUCAGCAUAAAUGGGAUCGGGAUGAUUAUAUAACGGCCAAUGAUUUGAUCAGUGAGCCUGGACCUUAUGGGUUGCAUGCAACCAUGUAUUUGACUACUCUGGAAGGUCAAGGAACGCCUGAACAGCACAAGAAGUUCUUGGAACCAGCUCAGAACUAUAGGCACAUCGGCUGCUAUGCUCAAACAGAACUUGGGCAUGGCUCGAAUGUGCGUGGCUUGGAGACAACUGCUACAUGGAAUCCCCAGGACAAGACAUUCAUACUCCAUUCGCCACAGCUCACGGCUUCAAAAUGGUGGAUUGGCAGCUUGGGCAGGACUGCCAAUCAUGCUGUCGUUAUGGCACAGCUCAUUAUUGACGGCAAGCCUUAUGGACCACACCCAUUUGUGUGUCAAAUUAGGGACAUGAAGACACACGAACCCCUUGAGGGAGUCCAUGUAGGAGAUAUUGGCCCAAAAUUUGGAUAUAAUACCAUGGAUAACGGGUUUCUUCUCCUGAACAAGCUCAAAAUUCCACACAUCAACAUGUUGGCUAAGUUUUCGAGAGUGGACCCCGAAACCAACAAAUACGUAAAGCCUUCUUCGCCUUCCCUUAUAUACGGUACUCUCACAUGGGUGCGUUCGACAAUUGUGCUGCAAUCUGGCGGUGUUCUUGCUCGUGGUGUUACUAUCGCUACCCGGUACGCUGCUGUGAGACGGCAAUUCCAGGACCGUGAUGCGCCGUCAGAUGCCAACGGCGAGAACCAAGUCUUGAACUAUACCAUGGUUCAGUUUAGAUUACUUCCCCUGCUCGCAGCCACUUUCGCUCUUCACUUCACUGGAAAGGCAAUGAUGGGUUUAUACGAGGAGAACCAAAAGACGAUAGCAAAUGCCGCCAAAGUCUCCAACUCUAGUAGAGGAGCAGGGCCCGAAGAGAUCAAUUCUGGAAGUGACUUAUUGGCGGACUUGCACGCUACAUCUUGCGGUCUCAAGGCUCUUGGGAGCACUACUGCGGCUGAGGGUUUGGAGGUCUGCCGCAGAGCUAUGGGCGGACAUGGAUACUCCAGUUUCAGUGGGGUAGGUUCAUGGUAUGCUGAUUAUCUACCCACGACUACAUGGGAAGGCGACAACUACAUGUUGACCCAACAAGUCGCUCGUUAUUUGCUAAAAUCUGCACGUGGAGUCUUGAAAGGAAACGCUCCAAACAACGAUACCACCAAGAUCUUCACAACUUUUUUGCAAAAGCAGGAUAUGGGCGCUGCUCAUGAUGUAUUAGGUUCAGACAGUGAUCUAGUGGCUGCCUUUGCUUGGCGCACAUCGUUCCUUACUUUCGAGGCCUUGAAGCACAGAGAUGUUGAGAAGAAUUCAUGGAAUUCCUUACUUGUGGAUUUCUGGCGUCUUAGCACAGCUCAUUCGCAGUAUCUAGUCGUCAAGAAUUUCUACGACGCCCUUCAAAGCGAGAGCCUGCGAUACGAGCUCGAUCCCGCAACUAUCGACGUCCUUCACAAACUGUUCCGUCUCUAUGCGCUGAACACGCUUGAAAAGGAGGCUUCUGAAUUCUAUUCCUCAGCUGCAGUCACAGUCCGACAGAUUCAGCUCGCUCGUACCAAAACUGUAAUGAAACUGCUAGAGGACAUCAGGCCGCAUGCGCUGAGGUUGGUGGAUGCAUGGCACUUUCCUGAUUGGCAGCUUGAUUCUUCUUUGGGUCGUAAGGAUGGGAAGGUUUACGAGGAUAUGUUUUACCGGGCUAGUGAGCUGAAUCCUCUUAAUGGGCUCACUAUUGACCCGUACCCUGACAGUGAUGUGUUGGUUAAGAGGGAUGAGACGGCGAAGUUCAAGAGUAAACUUUAA